Molecule: messenger RNA, 8473 nt
Organism: Calypte anna (Anna's hummingbird)
Lineage: Eukaryota; Metazoa; Chordata; Aves; Apodiformes; Trochilidae
Gene: TP53INP2
Product: tumor protein p53 inducible nuclear protein 2
Exons: 4
Coding region: 496-1182 (228 amino acids)
Biological process (GO): autophagosome assembly; positive regulation of DNA-templated transcription
Cellular component (GO): nucleus; autophagosome
Source: RefSeq, a predicted model, not a curated record
UCCCCCCCCCCCCCUCCUUCCCCGGGUUCCCCCCGCGGGUUCCGGUCGCCCUGUCCUGCCCUGACCCCGCCGAGCGCAACCGGGCCCGGGGACUUUGGGGCUCCGGGGGGGUAACACGAGGGCAGAGCCGCCUGCCCGGCCCUCCGUGUCCCUGCCGUGUCCCUGCCGUGUCCCUGCCGUGUCCCUGCCGCUGCUCGGCCCGUCCCGUCGCGCCGUGACUGUCCCCAGGCAAGCAGCGAACGCGGACGCGUCUGCCAAGUGUUUGUUAGAAGCUGUUUGGGCCUUUGCACUGAAGCCAAGUGAAGAACCUCAGAAUUGCACUGCACACCAUUUAACUCAGCUCUGGUGUCACUAGCAGUAAAGCAUCUCCACCACCACUGACACCUCAAGUGCUGUUGUUUCUCUUCCUGCCUGUUUCUCCCAUCUCCAUACCUGGAAUCCAGUCCUCAGCAGUUGCUCUGCCUCACCACCCAUCCUGCUGGACUGCUCCCCACCAUGUUUCAACGUAUCACCAGCCUCUUUUUCAGUGACAGUACCGCUCCAGAGGGUCUGGAGGAGCCCAAACCCUUUGUUGAGGAGGCGGAGGAGGAGGAUGGGUGGCUCAUCAUUGAUCUUGCAGGCAGCCGUGCCCGUCCCAGCCCAGCCCGGCGAGCGGCUCCUGGUGGUACCGGGCGUUCGGCGCGAUCCCGCCCGGCACCCCCCGGUUCCCCACCGCCGCCCGCCGCUUCCCCAGCUCCGGCUGGUCCCUGCUUGAUGGAUGAGAGUUGGUUUGUCACCCCUCCCCCCUGUUUUACUGCAGAGGAACCAGGCCCCGGCGAUGUGGGGAGCAGCCCCAUGGAGGACCUGCUCAUCGAGCACCCCAGCAUGUCUGUCUAUGUCACCAGCACCCUCGAGGUGGACGGGGAGGGCCCCGAGGAUGAUGCUGCCGGGGAGGUGCCGGAGCCGCAGCUGGAGCGGCACAUGGGGCACCACAACCGCUCCCUCUCGGUGAAGGCCGCCAUCCUGGAGAAGGUGGGGCAGGCGCGGCGGGUCCAGCGGGCCCGGCAGCGGGCAGAGAGGCCGCGGCUGAGCCAGAAGGCCCUGCAGAGGCAGAACCGGGCCCUGCAGCGCCCAGCACGCCGGGCUGGGCAGCACCCCGGCACCUUCCUCCAUCAGCCCUGCCAGCGCCACUGCAACUACUGACCCAGCGCCGGCCCCCAACACCGCCGGGCACGCCGGGCUGCGGGCUCACCCCACACCCCCACACCCGCACCCCCGGCCCCCCGCUCCCCAUCGCCCGUCCCCCCUCAUCCCUGCUCCCUUUGCCCCCAGCGCCGGCCAGGCCGAGAUCCCUUCGGAGCUGCCGGCAUGGAGGGGGCCACAUUGCCCCCCUCGGCCCUCUCAGCCAUGCCAGCCUUCACGUGGGAAUGUUGGUUAUUCCUGGUGAAAUCACCCGUUUCCGAAAGCCAGAGCUGAGCCUGUUUGUCCUGACGAGCCUGUGACAUCAGUGCCUUUCUUCCCGUGACGCCGUGACUCCAGGUACAGCCAGACUGGGAUGUCAGACGCAGAGACACUGAGCGGGUGUGGGGAGAGCAAUGAAGCAAAAAGCUUUGGGACUUGUAGGAAAAUCUCAUCCACGACACUAAAUAAUGCUUCCUCCCCCCAAAACCAGCAGAAACCCCCUUCCCCCUCUCUCCUUGAUUUCUUAAUCCCAUUUUUACCAUAAUAGGACAAAAAAAAAACCCCACUGGCAGUCCCGAAAGGGCUUGCUGUGGAGGCGAGAGCUGGUGGAAACCUUGGUGGCAGAGUCAGCUCUGUGGCUUGUGGUGGCUCGUGGUGGCUCGUGGUGUUUUUUUUUAAAACCUUCAAAGCAAAUCUCAGGAAACAAAGCACCGUCCAGCCAGACCCCCUGGCAGUGUCCACCCUGGAGCCAGCACAGUGUCACCACCACCCAGCUGAGCCCUCCUGGAGCCACAGGUCUGCCCAAGCCCCACCUGCACAUACGUAUGUACAUAAAUAUGGCUGUGUAUGUAUGUAUCAUCCUAUGUACCCCUGUGCUUGGGAGAGGCACCUCUGUUGAAGCCAAGAAGCAUCAUCUGCCUGGUGUGAACCUCAGGAGGGGAGUGGAUGCAAGGAGCUGAGCAGCUCCUCUGAGCUGGCAAAAAGGAUGUUGGAGCUGGUGGUGAAGGGAUGGCAAAGAGGAGGCUGGAGGGAAGAGGCUGAAGAAAAAGCAAAGGUGGAGCUGAGAGCAGAUGUGAAGGGGCAGGGCCGGGCAAGAGGAUCACUGGCAGUGGAGCUGUGAUGGGACUGCCUUCUUCCCCCACUACAAAUUGCACCCUUUCCUCUGAAGAGCCAGAUUCUGUUAUCAGCAAAGCUGAGUUUUAAUACUGUUCCCUCCCCAUGAUGAAUUUGCUCUGCCUGUCAAGGGACAUACUCCAGACUUUCACUGGCCCCACCGCCAGACAAGGUGGCUCCAAACCCAGAAGAAAUUUGCUGAUUUUCCCCUCAGUUCCCUCCACUUAGGGACAGGUUUUACACCUUGUGCCCCAGAGGCAUCCUGCUUGUGCCAACCCCAAGCCUGGAUUCCCACCCUCUGAGACAAGAAAUACCCUCACGCUUCCUCUAGAAAAAUGCUGAUUUCACAGGAGUUUCUUCCAUUCAUCUUGUUACAUCCCUUAACAUCAGCUUGGGACCUAGGUGGAAGGAAUCAUGGUAAACCCAACCUCAAAACAGCUGAUACUGAUUUAAUUUUUUUUUUUUUAAUGAGAUUUAAAACAAAACAAACCCUCUUAAGAGCACCAGCUGGGGAGCUUGGGCUGCAGCGUGGAUCUUUCACUCCAACAGCACGGCGCUCCAAACAAAAGAUGGAGGAUGAGUUCCCACAGAAUGAGGGAAGAAGUAAUUUCAAAUACCUCUUUUCAGUUUUUUCCUUUCAGUUCUUCCAGGCUGGUUGCUUGUUUCAAGUCCUCCCAAGACCUGGUGCCCUCAUCACCUGAGGGAUGUGACAUGAGCGCGGUGGUGGCUGCUGUGCUGGUGGCAGUUUCAGGCUGUGUUCUGCCACACUGGUUUGUCCCAAUGCUUCUUCAGCCUUUUGGUGAAUCUGGUGGCACCAGAGCUGGUGUUUCACAGCUGGUGGUUUAUCAGCAAAGAAUGUCCUGAGGAAUCCCUUGGCAUCAUCUCCCACCACUCCUUGGGCCUCACUGCUGAACCCAGGACCAUGCUGGAGAUUGUUCUGCUUCAUCUCUGGUGUCUGCUUGGUGAAGAGGCUGAUGACUUCCUGACUCCAGGGGAAUGGUUACAUCCUUUGGCUUCCUGGGCUUCACGUGAAAUGCCUUUUUCCCACCUUGAAGUGCUGCCUGGUGCAAAUUGGGAGCGUGGUAAUCUUAGGGAAGCUGGCAAAGGCAGGGGCUGUGCCCAAGCUCUCGGGUGCCCAGUGGGUGGCUGAUGCUGUGCUGCCUUCCCUCUGCUGCUCUUUUCCACGUUGCUGGGUGUUGUGCACUGUGACCAACACCAUUAGAAGUAUUUUCUCUCUCCCCCAAACACAUAUCAAGAAGUGGACAAGCAAUGUCCUCCCAGCCCAUGCUCCAUUGCAGAUUCUCCUUCAGCACAUCUGAGGUGCUGCCUGUCCCUCCAGAGCACUCCUGAAGUCAGAGUCUGGCUGUGACAGUCCCACCCCUCCACAGCUCCUGGGAGAAGAUGGGCUGAGAACAGCAUCCCUGGGGCACAUCCUGACACCUCUCACCUACCAGCCCCCUCAGGCUCACACGGUACCCCUGGAGGAGAAACCCUCAGUGAAAUCCCCUUCUGUGUCCCACUCCUCCCUCAGGAGCCUGAAGCCCUUGGCCCUGCUCCCAAGGGGCUCAGCACCCAUUUCAAAUGGCUGAUUCCAUCCCAGUUUUCAGAAGUGAAUGCAAACUGUUUCCUUUUUCUGUCUUCUUUCCGUGCCAGUCUGAGACAUCUUUCACCACACUGUGCCCAGCCAGCACAGGACAUGAAGCAGAACUAUUAUCACACUUCAUAUAAAGAGUAUGUUUAUAAAAGAUUAAUAAAUUAUUAAUAAUGUUUUCAUGAAGAGGUUAAUCCCGAGUCCUAGCAUCCCACAGGUCCAUGGAGCACACUUACCACAGCUUAUGUGCUCCUGUGACCCCUGCUCUGUUGUUUGCACACUUGCUUGUGUAUUAACAUCUAAUAAUCACCUAUUAACCCCCUGCAAAGCCACUGUCACCCCACCAGCGUGACCAACCCUUCUUGUGCAAACUGUGCUUGCAGCAGCUCUGCAAUGCUCCUCUCCUGCCCAGCCCUGAGCACAAGACCUGGCCUGAUACCAAAUCUCCUGCCCAGUGUUACCAGAGCAAGAAAACCUUUACACCAAGGUCCUGAACCUCCUUGAAUCUUAAAACAAAUGAAAGGUGCUUAAAAACUGACAACUUUUUCUAUGUGUGCACGCAUGUGCAUGUGUAGAUAUUUUGCAAUGUGCCGUGGGUGUUUGGUAGGUUGUUUUGGGGUGUGGGGGGUUUAGUUUUUUAAAGGCAUGUUGGGAUUUUGUUGGGUUUUUUUUGCACCCAGUUACUUCACUCUGUGAGUAGCUGUGUGAUGCUCUGGGUGGAAAGGUGAAGCAAACCCGGCCCUGCCUGGCAGGGAGGCCCCGGGCUCUGUCCUGCUUGGAUUCCUGGGAUGAGGCUUGCUUUCUUUUCCUUGCUUGUGUGGGGAGAUAUUACAGCACGGACUCAGGGACAAACAAAUAUGCUGGGGUCUUUAAAAAUGUGUAUUUUCUGGGCUUCCCUCUUUGGCUGUUGGGUUUGUUUCUGCCUGUGAGUUUGCUGGUGCUGAAGGAUGCUGCAGGGAGGUGUCUGAAGGCUUUGGUGAGGGGCUGUGCAGGCUGCUGCUUCUUGGUAGAGCUGCAGGAUUUGAUGCUCCAACAAAAUGCCUGCCUGGAAAAGGAGCUGAGGCCACUUGGAGUGAAACCAUCCCUGAGCAGCAGCCCCUCUUCAUCUGCCAUGUCCUGAAAAUUCACCUUACAGCUGCAAGAAUGUGGCUGGUCCCUCUUUGGGCUUGUCUGUGAACGACCAGGUACAGAUUUUAAGCACUGAUUCCCUGAGGAUUUGGGAAGUGAAGUAGAGCUGUGUGUUCUGCAUCAGCCACAGCCAGACUGGCUCCCACCACAUCCCUGGGAUCAGAAGGCAGCCAGGAUGGACAAAGCUGUCAGAGCAAUCACAUGGAGAAAUGCUGAUGCAGGCACCAGGCAGACUUGUGGGAGGAAAUUUUUGUUUUUCUUGCAAUGAAAGCAGAAAAAAAAAAAAAGAAGAAAAAAAAAAGGAAAAAAGGAAAAAAAAAAAAAAAAAAGGAAAAAUUCCCUGAUGGAGAGACCUGGGCAAGUCUCUGCUCAGAGACCACCAGCUGGGCCAGGCAGCUCCCCAGCCCUGCCCUGGAAUCACAGCAAGGAGUGGGCAGGGAUGGGCAGGCUGGGGGCCGUGGGACAAGGCUGGACAAGGCAGGAAAGAUCCUUCCCAGUGCUCAAAGUCUCCUUGGUGCAGGGGAUCUCUGAGCAAGGCAGGAGAGCACUGCAUCCCACGGGGCAGCUUGGUUCCCUGCCAGCACAGUGGAUGAAUCCCUGCAGUGAAGCCUCCCCAGCCAUCAGGACAAGAGCAGGAGAAGCAGCCCCAUGAAGAGGUCUCUGCUCAGGAGAUGGAACCCAGAUGACACCUGGACAUGUCUAAAGCCCCUGUGUCCCCCCUGCCACCCACCUCCUGGGGCAGCUCCCCACCAGUUGGUGGCCUUGGUGUAGCCACAGCACAUGCAGGAACCUCUCCAGCAGCCACAGCAAAUCCUUUCACCCAAGUUUGGCUCUUGCCUGCACUGCAGGGCUGGAGGGAGCUGCCAGGGGAGGUGGGGCAAAAGUCCUUGUCACCUGAGGCUGAUACCUGCACCCAAAAAUGUGAUUUCAAAAAACCCCUCUGCUGUAACAGCUCUAGCUGGAAGGAAACUGAUUCUUUCCAUGGGAAUCAGCUUUUCUUUUUCAUAACAUGAAAGUGUGGCUCAUCCCAAAGAUCACCACCAUGGCAGUCCUCACUCUUCCUUUAGGCAUGUUUCUAAUCAGCAGAUAAUUUUACAUUUACAUCUUACUGAUACCUUUUCCUAUUCCAGCCAAUCUCACUGGGGAGAAAAAACCCCAACCCUCUAGGUGUCGUCAUAUCAGUCAGAACAAAAAAAAAAAAAAAGAAAAAAAUAUGAAAAAAUAUUCCAGUGAGGUUCUGGACUUGAAGCCCACAGCUUUUCAAUUACUUCUGGGGAGGAUAAAUGUCAGUUCCAGUGCCCUGCAUAAUGUGGAAAUGAAAUUUCAGGUGAAUUUAUUGAAAAAUAAGUGAGUCCCCAAAGAUCAAAUCAAAUAGCAAUCAGAAAAUGGCCAUUAAAAGGUGACAGGACACCUGGAGUCAAGAAAAAGGGUUCUCAGUAUCUGCCUGUUGGUGCCUGGCAGUGCUGAGCCCCCUUCCUUUGUGCUGGGGAUGGGGUGAUGGCAGCUCCUGAGUCUUCCCCCUGUGUCCAGGUUUAAAACAAGAGGCCACUUGUGUCCAGCUGGUGCCACGGGGACAUUUUGGCCACGAGGGAUUCUCAGCAUCCACUGUGUCCACAGCUGGCCCAGCAGCACCUCCAGUUUGCUGUUCCUCCUCUGCUGUCUGCACUCAGCUGCUGGUGCUGGGAGGGACAUGGCAGCACCCCAGCUUCCCACCAAGUCCUGGUGACCUCCUAGCCAAAGCUGCCCACAGGGACCAGAGCCCCAGGACAGACACCACACUGGUGGCCUCUCCACCAUCAGGCCAGCUGGUGACAUUAAAGGGCCUUAAAUGAGGUUGAUAGACUCGGGGCUUAUCUUCUUCAGGUGGAGCUUUCCAUCUCUGCCCAUUUCUCUCAGAUUUGCUCAAUGCAACAGCAAAGUCAUCAAUAAUUUCCUGGCAUCCUCAAGGGCUCAGUCCCCAUCCCACUGACAGGACCAGAGCAGCUGCCACAGGUUGUGUGAACAUGGAGGCAGAAGCUGGGGGAAGUGGUGGGAGAGGCUCUGCCUGGUUGGCAAGUCCCUUUUUUGGCCAGAGGUGUUCUCAGACCUGGUGGAGACUCCUUCUUGACUCCAGGAUGCCAGUGGCAGUGGGACACCCAUCAGCCAUGAGUUCCAGACACAGCUUGGGCAGGGAAUGUCCCCAUGGCUGCCCCUUUUCACUGACGCAUCAUCCAACAGCCUUUCCUUUUCCUCCUUAACAGAGAUCCACGUUGUUAACUAAACCCAUGCCUCCCUUAGAAGGAUGAGGAUGACCAAGAUGAGCAGCUCCAUGUAAUGACAAGGAUGGCUCUUACAUGUGGUAGUUUUAAAAAUCCUUUUUUACAGAGAGGUGACACAUAGGUCUGUCCCCCUUCACUGGCUCUGAGCUAACCCCUCCUGGGGUUGAUUUUCCAGCCCUGUACUCCCAGCACACCCAAAGCUCCAUUUAAAGGAUGCUGCCACGUGCCCCAGAGCAUGAACACUCUUGCAAAGCAGCACAGCAAACUGGAAGUGUAGUUUAAAAAUGAGCUGCCUAGGAGAGCCCAUGGCUUCUCUGCUCUGCCACAUUCACCUUGUGCAUCCCCGUCAGAGAAGCAGGGAGCAGCUGUGCCCAAAUCUCACUGAAAUCUUCCUCUCGGUUUGGUAUCGGCACAGUUAUGGUUUUGGGAAAUCUAGGGAUGAGGGGAGAGCACAGAUGUUACAGUAAAAUAGUAAUAUUUUGUCUUGUAUCAUAAACAUAUCCUUAGGGAAGCACUGAGCACUGCAAUAUUUUAUUUGUAUGUAUCAACCCGAGGUAUUCUGCUUGUCAGACAUUCAGGCCCAUAAUCCACUUCCAUGCUGGACUGACUGUACAUGUGCCUUUCACCCUUUGUCAUGGUUUUUUCAUCUUUUUUUAACACAACUGCAGAACUUGAAUCAAUCAGUGAACUAUACAGCUACAAGUCCUAUGCAAGUGAUGACUGGGGAGUCAGUUUUUGGUAUUUCUGUGUUUCUGUGUUGCUUUUGAAGUAGCCACUAGGAUUUCCAGAGAAACCUAACAGGAUUAAUGACCUGAAAAGCAUUUAGCUUUUUUUUUUUUUAAGCUAAAAAUCCUUUAACAUUUUAGCUGUUAAACCUCUUAGGCAGCUUUGGAAAGCCCAGCCUAACCCCCAGCUCCUCACUGGUGUGUGUGUAGAGACUCAGCAGCAGCAAAGCUUGGCAAGGACAGGAGGCCUGUUUGAUAGCUGGUGUGUCCUUUCCAGAGAAAAGGAGAAAAGUGGAAAAGGUUGCCUUAAGCCUGCCCUAAAACCGUGAGGGAGCAGGAUACUGCCCCAGCACCACCGGGGCAGAGCAGCCCCUGGUUUGCCCAGCCCGGUGUUGCAGAGACCCCACGGCCCCAGUGCCCACCAGCAGUUCCAGUGCUGCUGGAUGCCUUACAGCAGUGGGACACCAAACCCCCAGGAGAUUGAGAAGAGGGGUAAA